Molecule: messenger RNA, 940 nt
Organism: Triticum aestivum (bread wheat)
Lineage: Eukaryota; Viridiplantae; Streptophyta; Magnoliopsida; Poales; Poaceae
Product: dirigent protein 22-like
Exons: 1
Coding region: 298-831 (177 amino acids)
Source: RefSeq, a predicted model, not a curated record
CGAAGUCCACGAUCAACUAUCUCUUUCCGACGCAUACUACAAGAACAAGACGAACGUGAAAGAUACACAUAAAGUAAACUUAACACACGGGACACGGCCAGAAAUACUAAACUAAACACUGGGGCCACGGCCAGAAAUUGUCAAGGACCCAACAACCACGACUCGCCGUUAAAUACAUCCAUCUCUGCACCAUUGGACAUACAAGCUGCACAAACCUCCAGCUCCUUGGAAGAAGAAUUCGGCACUCGCAUCAAACCACCACCAUCCAUUCCGAGCUUAGCUAGCUAGCUGAUCCCAAUGGCGAGCAGCACCGCCAUCUCUUGCCUGGCUGCGCUCCUGCUCCUCGCAGCCGCCGCGGCGCCGGCGUUCGCGGCGGAGAAGGAGACCCGGCUGCGGGUGUACUGGCACGACGUGGUGAGCGGCGGGCCGAACGCGACGGUGGCGCAGGUGGCGCAGGCGCCGUCCUCCAACGCCUCCGCCACGGGCUUCGGCGGCAUCUCCGUCAUCGACGACCCGCUCACCGAGGGGCCCAGCCUGACGGGCUCCAGGAUCCUCGGCCGCGCGCAGGGCCUCUACGUCAGCUCCGGCAAGGACAGCCUGUCGUUGCUCAUGGCCAUGAACUUCGUCUUCGUCGACGGCGCCUACAACGGGAGCAGCAUCGCCAUCGUCGGCCCCAACCCGGUGAACCGGGCCGUCAGGGAGAUGGCCGUGGUCGGCGGCACCGGCGUCUUCCGGUUCGCGCGCGGCUACUGCCAGUUGCGGACCCACUGGUUUGACGCCAAUACCGGCGACGCCACCGUCGAGUAUAGGGUCCAUCUUCGCCACGACUGAUGCAUGCAUCCUUGUUUCGUGCCCGGUCGGUGCUGUGAUUGUUAAUUCGUUGUUCUGAUCCAAUAUAUGAUUUCCUGAUUUCCAAUAUAUGAUUUCCUGAUUUUACCAA